This is a messenger RNA of Brenthis ino (lesser marbled fritillary), 1146 nucleotides long. Lineage: Eukaryota; Metazoa; Arthropoda; Insecta; Lepidoptera; Nymphalidae. The record is from the annotation of a GenBank genome assembly.
AUGGACUUUGCAAGAAAACUGUUGGAAAAAUAUGGUUGGACUGAUGGUAAAGGAUUGGGCAAAAAUGAGACUGGCAUAUCAGAAGCGCUUAAACCAAAAUUAAAAAGAAGUGUGACAGGUGUAGGUUACGAUCCUGCGAAAGAUUUUACAGAGCACUGGUGGAGUGAACUCUAUAAUAAAGCAGCAAGUAAUGUACAGGUAGAAGAUGAAAAGGGAAGAACUAAAAAGAUCAAAUGCAAGGAUGAUACCUUUGAAAUAACUAACAGUCCAUUUCAUUUGAAAAAUAAAAUAAAUGCAAAUGCAAACGAGGAAUAUGUAGACUUUUUUGUGAAAACAGAAGUUUUAGACAAUGAUGGAUUGAAGAUUGUGAAGACACAAGAUUCGGAGACAAGUGAUGAGAGCGACGGUGGAGUGAAAAUGACUGAUGAGCAGUUAUUCGCUGCAUGUGGAGGCCGAACUGCACAUAAGGGCGCGCGGCAUGGAUUAAGAGCUUUGGGUAAACUAGCGAGAAUAGAACAGCAAGAACAGUUACUUUUACAAGAAUCAAGAUUCAAUGGCUACUCUCAAUUUAAAAAAAAUAAAAAGCAAACAAGUGAAUCACAAGUUGUAGAAGAUACAUUAUUAAAUAAUGACCAAGAGCAAAACACAUUAAAACAAAAAAAGAAAAAGAAAAAACGUUGUAGUAGUUUGAAUUCAGAUUCUGAAAAAAAUAAUAUUAAUGAUAAUAAUAUUAGUGAUGUGAAAGAAGAUGAGACAGAUAAAAAAUCUAAAAAGAGAAAAAAAGAUAAAAUAAAAGACGCUUUUAAAAAUGAAAGUGAAAUCAAAAACGAAAGAUUCGAUAAUAAUGAAAUUGAUUCAAAUCAUGUUAAAAAGCAUAAAAAGAAAAAGAAAAACAAUGAAUCUGUAGAAGAAAUGGAUAAAGAACUUUCAAUAGAUGCAUGUACUAAAAAAGAAAAAUUAACUCUAGUAGAUAAAUGUAAGAAAGAAGAAGAUAGACUGGAUAAUAUUCAAAAUGAAAUUAGUAAAAAGAAGCGAAAAAAAAGUUGUACAAAUAUUACGCCAGAUGAUUUGAAAGUUACCUUAGAAAUAGAUCAAAUACCAGAAAAAAUAUGCAAAAAAUUUAAAAAGAAAUUGAAAUCAUCAAAG